AGAGAAGAGGAGAGGGACCCAAAUGUCACCACUGUCAACACUGUGACAAUCCUUCACAAGAUCUGGAACUUUAAAUCUCCUCAGAGAGUUCACACUGGAGAGAAUCUACACAGCUGUGAUCUAUGUGGUAAAACCUUUACAAGGAGGGAUAAACUAGUAAUCCACCAACGUGUUCACACCGGAGAGAAACCGUACCGGUGUGAUCAAUGUGGGAAAACUUUUACUUCUAGUAGUGGCGUUAAAUCUCACCAGUACAUUCACACCGGAGAGAAGCCGCACAGCUGUAAACACUGUGGGAAAACGUUUUCUGACAGCUGUAGCCUUAAAGCUCACCAGCGCAUUCACACCGGAGAGAAGCCGUACAGCUGUGAUAUAUGUGGUAGAGCAUUUUCUCAGAUUGGUAACCUUAAUACUCACCAGCGUGUUCACACUGGAGAGAAGCCGUACUCGUGUGAACACUGUGGGAAAAUGUUUUCUGAGAGCGGUAGCCUUAAAUUACACCAACGUGUUCACACCGGAGAGAAGCCGUACAGCUGUAAACACUGUGGGAAAACGUUUUCUCAGCGAAGUAACCUUAAAUCUCACCAGCGCAUUCACACUGGAGAGAAGUUGUACUGCUGUGAUCUAUGUGGUAAAAUCUUUACAAGGAGGGCUAGCCUUGUAAUCCACCAACGUGUUCACACCGGAGAGAAACCGUACCGGUGUGAUCAAUGUGGGAAAACUUUUACUUAUGGUAGUGGCUUUAAAUCUCACCAGCGCAGACACACUGGAGAGAAGCCGUACAGCUGUGAACACUGUGGGGAAACAUUUUCUGAGAGCGGUAACCUUAAAUCUCACCAGCGCAUUCACACCGGAGAGAAGCCGUACAGCUGUGAUAUAUGUGGAAAAACAUUUUCUGAGAUUGGUAGCCUUAAAUCUCACCAGCGCAUUCACACCGGAGAGAAGCCGUACAGCUGUAAACACUGUGGGAAAACGUUUUCUCACAGAAGUAACCUUAAAUCUCACCAGCGCAGACACACCGGAGAGAAGCCGACCUGGUCUGAAGUACUUUAGCUUUAAAUAAGCAAAACUACAAAGAGACGUAUGAAAGCGCAGCGUCAAGAAAAACCAAAAACAAUAACUACAGUGAGGUUCAAAGGUUUGGGCACCCCAGGUAAAAAUGUGUAUUAAUGUGCAUGAAGAAUCCAAAAAAAAGAUGGAAAAAUCUCCAAAAGGCAUCAAAUGACAGAUUAGACAUUCGUAUAAUUUGUCCCGCCCUUUGGCAAGUUCACAGCUUGGAAACGCUUCGUCUUUAAUUCUUGUUGGAGGUACACUACCGUUCAAAAGUUUGGGGUCACCCAAACAAUUUUGUGUUUUCCUGAAAAGUCCCACUUCUUCACCACCAUACGUUGUGAAAUGAAUAGAAAAUAGAGUCAAGACAUUGACAA
Etheostoma spectabile (orangethroat darter) is the source of this 1427-nucleotide messenger RNA. Its product is annotated as zinc finger protein 239-like. The annotation marks the transcript as partial. Gene Ontology annotation, biological process: regulation of transcription by RNA polymerase II. Gene Ontology annotation, molecular function: DNA-binding transcription factor activity, RNA polymerase II-specific; RNA polymerase II cis-regulatory region sequence-specific DNA binding. The transcript has a single exon. The record is from RefSeq and is a predicted model, not a curated record. Lineage: Eukaryota; Metazoa; Chordata; Actinopteri; Perciformes; Percidae.